UGCGUCUCGAUCUCAUACAAGACUUAGUGUAGCAUAGGAUAAACAAAUGGAUGGAAUCAUGGAAACGGUAACCGUAGAAGCAAUAAUCAACAUGGUUUUUUUCCCCAUCUGAUCUCUUUCUUUGAGCUUGUUUCUGAAUUGGAUUUGUGGGUAUCAAUAUCAUUGAUUCAUCUGUGAAGCUUUAUAAAAAUGGAAGCAGCCAUGGGAUUGAUGCGAAGGAUUCAUCCAAAGCACACAGAUACUGCUCUCUCUGCUCUUUUGUCUCUCAUCCCUCAACACUCUGCCGAUCUCCUUUCUCAAGUCGAUCAACCUCUUCAGGUCUUAUCAGAUGAAGAAAGUGGAAAAGAGUUCAUACUGUGUGAAUAUAACAGAGAUGCUGAUUCAUACAGGUCACCAUGGACGAAUAAGUACCAGCCACCAUUGGAGGAUGGCCUCUACCCUUCAUCAGAGUUAAGGAAUCUUGAAAUUGAAGCCAAUGAUGUUUUUUCUGUAUAUUGUGACCAGUAUUAUGAAGGUGGUAUUUCAUCUGUUUACAUGUGGGAAGAUGACAGUGAAGGAUUUGUUGCAUGCUUCUUGAUAAAGAAAGAUGGUUCAAGGACUGGUCAUGGGCGAAGAGGUUAUUUGCAUGAAGGACUUUGGGAUGCCAUCCAUGUUAUUGAGGUGGGACCUGAGGAUGAAGGCUUUGCCAGAUACUGUUUAACCAGCACUGUCAUGCUAUCUUUGACUACCAACAAUGACUCUUGCGGGACUUUCAGCUUGUCCGGAUCUAUAAGAAGACAGAUGAGUAUGCAACUAUCGGUGGCUGAAGGUCAUCUUUGUAACAUGGGAAGGAUGAUUGAAGAAAUGGAAGGCAAAUUGAGAAACUCAUUGGAUCAGGUUUACUUUGGGAAAACAAGAGAGAUGGUUUGCACUCUACGGCCACCAGCUGAUUUGGCGACGAUGAGACUACCCGAUAGCUGAUUCGUAUGUGAAAUCUGAAUGAUGAGAUUUGUGAUUUCGAUGUAUCACCAACAUCUAUUCGGACAUUUAGUCAUUUGUAUCCAAGAACUCAGGGGAAUUGUAAGCAUUUUCACUUUUAGAUACUUGUAAAAUGCCUGCCUUCUAAUUUUGGAGAUCCUUGUUUAUUUGUUCAUGGGGUUUAAUUAAGGUUCAUGGGUGCAUCUAUCUCUAUUGGAUGCAAUGUAAAAUGUCGAGUUAAGUCCUUGAAUGAACUAAAUAUGAGAGUAUGUAACAUCCGAAACAAUUCGUAUAUCGCUCUUUGUAUGGAACUAAGUUCGUCAUUGGUUAUUUGAGAGGCUAUUGUUUGAGUCCCA
Amaranthus tricolor (Joseph's coat) is the source of this 1313-nucleotide messenger RNA. Its product is annotated as probable F-actin-capping protein subunit beta. Lineage: Eukaryota; Viridiplantae; Streptophyta; Magnoliopsida; Caryophyllales; Amaranthaceae. The transcript is spliced from 8 exons. Gene Ontology annotation, biological process: actin cytoskeleton organization; cell morphogenesis; barbed-end actin filament capping. Gene Ontology annotation, cellular component: cytoplasm; F-actin capping protein complex. The record is from RefSeq and is a predicted model, not a curated record. The coding region runs from base 190 to 960 and encodes 256 amino acids. Gene Ontology annotation, molecular function: actin filament binding.